ACGAAAACGAGAGCAAAAGCACGCAGGCAGCAUCUCCCGAGAGCUUGCAAUAUCGAGUCAGGGCUGGCUUUAAAACGUCGUGGUUGCAACGAGGCCGUCGCGCUGAUCUAUGAUACAUCGCUGAUCCAGGGUACAAACGCGGAAAGCGACCGCCAUCCAGCUCGAAACCAGGAGGAAAGACUUUGCGUCUACCACGAUAUACAUCCCGGAGGACCAUCCCGAAUCCCUCCUGGUCCUCUCCUCCUCACACUCCUUCGAUCCCCCGACCCACAACAGCCAGAACAUGCGACGAAGCGGCUCGUCCGCCCAACGGAACAUGCGUGCACCGUCUCCCACCAACACCACCUACUCUGGUAUCUCCAACUACAAGACAGACUCCUACCGGCCUCUUGGCGCAAGUCCCACGACCAACACUGCCACCGACGCACGCUCAGUUGCACGCACCCAUUUCGAGGAACUCCAUCGUUACCUGGCUUCUUACCUCGCUAAAGAACCUGCAAACUCGCGCUCGACUGCACGGCAGAAGCUGACGAGGCUGACGAGGCAGCAGUUUCAGGAACUGUCUACGGAUGUGUACGAUGAGCUGAUUCGAAGGAAGACGAAUACGACGGAUAACGAAGUCCCUUUCCUGCCUGUGCGGGACGACUUCCACCCGAAGCGCAAUCAAGCUCGUCAGAAACUUGCGACGUUGCCAACAGGUCGUUUCAAAGACUUGUCUAGUGAUGUCUAUUACGAGCUUGGUCGACGAUAUCCAGAGUUCAAGGAAGAAGUGUCACCAGUUGCUCCUCUCAUGCCAUCGCCCUACGACGACUAUCAGUCUUCCGAAUACAGUACGCUGUAUGACAAGGCGUCAUCUGGGGGUCGUCGCACAUCGGAAGACCGAGCUGUCGACAGUGGAUAUGGCGCGAGCUCUCCAGUACCAAUGAGGAAAAGCGGUGACGAUUAUUCAGGUGUACGCGGAAGUCACGACGGCUAUGGUGCGGACCCCUACGGAAGCCGCAGGCGACCUUCGCAGGACGCGUCCGGCCGACGGUCACUCGAAAGAGAAAGCCUUGGACGGCGGCCAAGCCAGUCCGUCAGCGUGCACAGCGACUCGACGUCGGCGACGAACGCGCAGAGCGCGACCGCAGGCAUGAUCAUCCCGAAUAAGAGCACCAUCGCCGAGGAAGAGAUCGAGGUGCCCUAUGGCCGCGAGCUCCGCGAGAGCACAGGAACCGAACGCGACCGCAGCAGAGAGCGCACCGACACGGAGGGCGAAACGGACGAGAUGCGAAGUCCUGCGCCUACUUUUGGCGGGCUCAACGCGUUGAGCGCGCGGCUGCAGGUCGACGAGGACGAGGACGAGGGCCUCGCGGGUACGCGAAGCAACGACGACUACUUCGAGAAGCUGUCGUAUGGGCGUGCCUCUGUCACCUCCGACCGCUCCGCAAGCGGGCGCAUAACCGGCGGCAGAACGAGUGUGGCUGGCGAGGACGAGAGGAUCAGGCGGGAGUACGAGUUCAAGAUCGCGACGAUGCAGACGCGCAUCACUGGCCUCGAGCGGGACCUCGAGGAAGCCCUGCAUGGUGACGACAGAGUGCGACUGAUGGAGGCAGAGCUCGAAGAGCUCCGACGGAGAGUGGAAGAACAGACAAACUCUAUGCGCAUCUUGCAGCAUGAGCUGGACCAGAUUCGCGAAGAAAAUGCGAGGGAAAAAGAGAUGGCUGCUCGGCGGGCACGGGCAGACGAGGAGGAAAUGCAGAUGCUACGCGAACGUCUCGAAGCGGGCAGCGACAGAGAGGUUGAUCCUGAAAUCCUCGAUCAUCUUCGCUCGGAUAUGGAGGGACUCAUGACUGAGCUGUCAGACCUUUCCAAGCGCAAUGACGAGCUCAUGACCGCCAAAGACGCUGAUUUGGUGGUUAUCCGAGACUUGGAUACUCAACUGAAGGAGUACAAGCGCAAGUACGAACAGGCAAAGACCGAGCUGAGGAGCAUGAAAGCCACGUCUCAGCUGUUUCUGCAGCCUCCCAAGGUAGACGAUCAGCUUCCGGUUUCGUCAGAUGGAGGUCUGCUCGAUAUUCAUAUCACAGGAUUUGUCUCCUCUAUCGACGGCCUGCUGACCGUCGGGCGUUCGCCUCAGCCGACUCGGGUGUUGACACCCAUGAAGUCAGUCGUGAAUGCCGUAACCGCAAUCAUCGAGGAUGUCCGUGCGUUUGAACGCCGGCCAGCCCGCGAGCGCGCGGAUGUCGACCUCGAGGCCCUGCAAGCCCUCCGCGAGCGCGCAGAGGCGACGCUCAGCAACCUGGUCACGGCCGCGAAGACCCACGCAACGAGCGCGGGCAUGUCGCCCGUCAGCCUACUCGACGCCGCGGCCAGCCACGUCUCCUUCACGAUCACCGAGAUCGGGAAGACGAUCAGCAUCCGGCGGGCGACCAAGACGGAGCAAGAGCGGUUCGCGCCGGUGUCGCCGCCGCCGCCAACGAGCUCGCCGUCCUCGACCGCGUUCAACACCAUGCGUUCGACGGGCCACAACCGCGCCGGCAGCAGCUCGAGCUUGCGCUCGGACCGUCUGGCGGAGUUUGCGUCGGUCUCACCCAAGUCCUCGCUCGGUAGGAGUUCACUCGAGAAACCAUCAAGCGCAGGCAACGGCUCAUCCACGUUCAAGGGCAACAACGGGACGGGCGAUGACUCGGUGCUGGCGGAGGGACCGGAGGACGCCUGGACGGAGCUGAAGCCGUACCUGGAGGCGCAGACCGAGUCCAUCGUGUACGCGAUCCAGAGCGUGCUCUCCGCGGUGCGGAGCCCGACGCCGUCACCGAACCUGAACGAGAACCUGACGCAGAUCAUCACGAUCGUGUCGAGCAUCGUCGCGGUCUGCAAGGACAACCUGCCGGCGGCGUCGGCCGAGCAGGGCGGUGAGAUCCUGCGCGAGCUCGGCGACCAUGCGACGAAACUCAGCGAGGUGCAGGCGCUUCCUGAGGUCACGAAGGACUCCCGACAGGUGAUGGCGAAGUCGAGCUUCGCUGUCGCGAACGCAAUGAAGGGUCUCAUGAAGCUUUAACGUAUCCCUAUCCAUUUUCACGAUAUUGCCCCCUUGAACUGGUUUCACAUGUGAUCAUUCGUCUUUUCGUUUUCUCUACGUGUUGCAUUUAUAAUAGGGCCC
This is a messenger RNA of Phanerochaete carnosa HHB-10118-sp, 3142 nucleotides long. RefSeq lists its product as uncharacterized. Lineage: Eukaryota; Fungi; Basidiomycota; Agaricomycetes; Polyporales; Phanerochaetaceae. Bases 284 to 3040 code for a protein of 918 amino acids. Gene Ontology annotation, cellular component: actomyosin contractile ring; cell cortex of growing cell tip. The transcript is spliced from 8 exons. The record is from RefSeq and is a predicted model, not a curated record. Gene Ontology annotation, molecular function: MAP kinase scaffold activity.